UUAAUUCUUCUAAUGAAAGCAGUAAAAUAACUGUGUAUAAAACUAAAUCGCGUAUGUUGCACAUACAUACAUACAGCUCCAGUGAAAUGAAGAUUUUCAUCUUUACCCUGAUCGGGUUGAUCAGCUUCGGAGCAGCCGCAGUGAUUGAUAAUGUAGACAUCCGAAGAGGAGGUGCACCCGUUGGAAAUAUCGGCACGCGUCAUAUUUCUCAAAUGAGUCAUGAAGAUCUUUUGCGACAGAAAUUCCUAUUGGACAUACUUCAACACGUGCAAGAACCAAAUGUGAACGACGAAGAACUCUUGCAGAUGUCAAAGUUGCAACCUGAACAUUUAGUCGAUGAUCAGACUCGUUACGUUGGGGGCAUCGACGAUGAAAUGGCUCGUGUGAUAGAACUAAGUCGUAACCAACGUUUGUUGGCUGAGGAUAAUAUGUAUACCAUAGCCGAUGUCGAUGAUGUUCGUCAAAUGAUUGGGCUUUAUCGCGUCUUCGUACGUUCACGCGAUUGGGAUACACUACAACGGAAUUUGCUAUAUGCCCGAGUUCACGUUAACGGCGUUCUACUAGUGAACUCAUUGUUGCUUGCUAUACGCGAUCGAAAUGACACUCAGAACUUAGUUGUGCCAGGCAUACACGAAAUUUUACCAAAGCUUUAUCUAGAUGCGGACAUACUUCGCCGAGCCAAAGAAAUUAAUUUCAAUCAAUUGAGUAGUUCCAGUACGUACAGUAGACAAACUAAACGCCCGAGAAUACUCGAAAUAAUUAGGUUAAAUAAGCUGUGGAAUAGGAAUACUAAUCCGAUAAAUACUUUAGAUCGUGAACAGCUGUGGAUGCCAUGGCGUGAAAUGCGUAUGGAAGUACAAGGGCGUAAAGUUGGAGCUGCAAACGAUGCUACGCAUAUUAACAUGCGCGAUGAUGGUCGCAUAGUCUUACCGGUAACAUUGUCCUCUAAUGUUUUGCGCAAGGAGAGGGAAGUUCGAUUAUUUACAAAUGACGUUGGCUUCCAAUCAUUCCUGCAUUCUUUGAUCAAUGAUUUGUGCUUAAGUGAACACGAGUCAGAGCUGCAAAAUGAGCAACAGAUGAGAGUGGACGUAAAUCGACCGGUGCUAGGACGAGUUAGUUUAGAAAGAAACGUAGGGUCGAUGUUGGAGAGUGAAAUUCGGCGCAAAGAAGAACAAAUACGAGGUCAGAAUAUGAGAGGCAUCCAUGCAGUAGACUUAGACACAGACAAAGAUCGUUUUAUUUAUUUUGGUCGGCGUCUUUGGUCCGGUUUGAAUCGGAAUAUCUUGAGCAAUGAUGAUCCUUCUGAUCGGUUCAUUAAUAGCGAAAGUGAAAAGAAGGUGCGACGAGUUGAGAUUGGCAACGAUGAUUCAUCGAACCUUCAUUGGAAACAUAGUGAUAACACUAUUUAUUUGCGAAAUCCGUUUAAUGAUUAUUUCAAGGAAACCCCUCAAGUAGGCUGGCACAAUAACCAAGUUGGCGUUCCGCUGCCAACAACCACGGCUGAUGAUGAACGUUUAUUACACAUCAAUCAUAACAGCCAACAAGCUGUUGUCAACAACCGGAUGUAUUUCAGAGGUGAACAGCCUAAAACGGCUAUUGAUUUGAACGGCCGUUGGGGUCAAUCAGGAGUUAACCAAAUUAACAGUCACAUCUCAAUUCAAGGCGAACAUUUUGGUGGGUAUGAUGCCGCUAACACCGAACAUCGUGGAUUAGCCCAACGUAUCGAUUUAGGUGUGGAUAUGCCAAUGGACUGGAACAGACAAAUGGCAAUGCAUCGUCAAAGGAAAAACCAUGUAGUUGACAACUCAGUUGUGGACAGUUCUUCACCGCUAAACAUUGGUCACACAAAUGAUUAUGUACAAACAAAUAAUCAGGUUCAAGAUGUUGAUAUCAGCAAUAAAGGUCUAGAGCACGUCGGUAGUCGUGAAAUGAACCAGUGGGAAAAAGAAAACCAGAAACAGGAAUCUAUAUUGGAGGAAAGGCGUAAUGUCGACAAAAAUCAGGAGGAAUGGAAAAAUGUCUAUGCAAGAAUAGGACAUAGCUGGUUGAACUUUAUUCAUAGUAAUAACGACGAUGUUAUCAGUAAAGAGAGAAUCAUGGAGGACCCAAGAAUUUGGACAACUGUUGCACGCGGAAUGGGAAAUAUCGGUAUUCACUCUGAACAGGAAGUCAAUGGACAAAAUGAAAUAAACCCAAGCGCCCAACUGAGGAUUGACAUGAAUCGAAGGCGGUUGAACAAUGAUCCUAUUCAUAUCACCUCCCAACACGACGGUAAUGUGCACGAUAUUGAAGUUGAAGGAUCUGGUAUGGGGCGAUACCGAUCUCCUCGCAGCCUGCUUGUUGUAAACCGUGACCAUUAUUGGAAUCAAAAACGUGAUGGAGAGUUGCUUUUGCACAACCUUCAACAGUUAAUGGCACGGAUCAAUUUGGAACAUAUUUCAGUGGGUAUUCAAGAUAUACUUCAAAUACAGGAUGACACAAUUCCGGCAGAUAGCUUUACCAAUGAACGACUUUCAAAUUCUCCAGAUCAACGCUUAGCCCUUCGCUUAAACAGGAUACGUCUUAACUCUCGUCGAAGCAGAAUACUUCUUAACCGUAUUAGAGAUGUUGAAAGUCGUUUACAUGCGAUAAUUGAAAAAGAAAUACUUCGUGGAGUUGAAAAUGAUCAAAGGAACGAUAUUCGUAAUGCAGUUGGUAUUGAUCAAUUGAUCGGUGACAUCCUAUUGGGCAAGCGAUCGAUCGGUCAAGGUGUGAAUCUUUUGAAUAUCUUGAGUGAAAUUAUACUCCAAACUGAGGACAUUAACGCCAACUUUCAAACACUAAAUCAAAUAAGUAUGGACACUGAAAAUCCAAUUUUACUGCACUUGCUUCGUCGUAUUGUUCAAAUCGCUGAUUUACAACGUCAGCAACAGUUAGGUAGCUACAGUAAAGAAGAGCUUCAAACGAAUGGUGUUAGCAUCAACGACGUGAGUGUUGACAAGUUACGAACAUAUGUGGAUACUGACGAUGUAGACCUCAUUAAUGCCGCAACGUCAGCCAACCAAUUGAGAGGUAUUUCGCAACGUAUGGUUGUCGCACGUCAACAACGUCUCAAUCAUCAAACAUUCACCAUCAACGUUGAUGUUACCGCAAAUCUUAAUAAACGUGUAGUCGUCCGUAUACUUCUUGGGCCGAAGACAGACACUAAUGAACUGGGAACACAAUUAAACCGCCAACGCCAAAACUUUAUUUUAUUGGAUACUUUCAUAGCGGACCUUCACAGCGGACGCAAUGUAAUCACGCGUAAAUCUCACGACAUUACCUGGACUGCACGAGAUACGACCCCAUUUACCGAAAUCUACAAGAGUGUAAUGCAAGCACUCGAAGGUGAUGCGGAUAUUACAUUGGACCAAGUGCAAGGACAGAGUUGUCGCUUUCCACAUCGCUUAUUAUUGCCACGCGGCCGAGUCGAAGGAUUGCCAAUGCAAAUGCUGGUCAUCAUCACACCAGUGACAACUGAUUGGCGGCCUACAGUGCACCAACUAGAUAUGGACCACGACGUUUGCGGUAUGGGCAUGAGCAGCACGAGCUUGGAUCACCUACCACUCGGCUUUCCGUUAGACCGCCCCAUAGAGAGUAUGGAAAAUAUUGGAUCCCUACCUAAUGCACAUUUAAUGGAUGUACAGAUAUUCCAUAGUAAACAGCUAGUUGCUGACGACUUUUACUGAAAUAUAUGAGUCACUAUCAGCGAAUAUUUAUAUCGCUUGUUUACUAUUUAACAAAUCUGUGUAAAAAUUAAUUAUAUGGUUGCCCUUAACCAUUUUCAGUUUUUGAAAUAAGUAA
This is a messenger RNA of Bactrocera tryoni, 3822 nucleotides long. RefSeq names its product fat-body protein 1 (gene Fbp1). The transcript has 4 exons. The record is from RefSeq and is a predicted model, not a curated record. Lineage: Eukaryota; Metazoa; Arthropoda; Insecta; Diptera; Tephritidae. The coding region runs from base 54 to 3707 and encodes 1217 amino acids.